Zygotorulaspora mrakii is the source of this 684-nucleotide messenger RNA. RefSeq names its product exosome non-catalytic core subunit RRP46 (gene RRP46). The record is from RefSeq and is a predicted model, not a curated record. The coding region runs from base 1 to 684 and encodes 227 amino acids. Gene Ontology annotation, biological process: rRNA catabolic process; U4 snRNA 3'-end processing; poly(A)-dependent snoRNA 3'-end processing. Lineage: Eukaryota; Fungi; Ascomycota; Saccharomycetes; Saccharomycetales; Saccharomycetaceae. Gene Ontology annotation, cellular component: nuclear exosome (RNase complex); nucleolus; cytoplasmic exosome (RNase complex). The transcript has a single exon.
AUGGUCGUUCAAGCAGUUACCGGUAUAUUGAACCAAGUUGAUGGGUCGUCCCAGUUUGAAUCCAAAAACACAAAAGUUAUCUGCUCGGUGACGGGUCCAAUCGAACCAAAGGCGAGGCAAGAAUUGCCCACCAGACUUGCCUUGGAAGUCAUUGUGCGUCCUGCCAGAGGCAUUCCUAAUACAAGGGAAAAACUUAUCGAAGACAAGUUACGUGCUGUAUUAACACCACUGAUAGUGAGUUAUAAAUAUCCAAGACAGCUGUGUCAGAUUACUUGUCAAAUACUGGAAGCUGGCGAGAGCGAAGAGGAAUUUUCCCAAAGAGAAUUAAGCUGUUGCAUAAAUGCAGCAUUCCUAGCACUUAUUGAUGCAGGCAUAGCCCUUCAUAGUAUGGUGUCUAGCGUAUGCCUUUGUAUUGCUAAGGAUACGGAUGAACUGGUCAUUGAUCCAGGUGAUGAUGACUUGAGAGUUUCGAGGUCAGUUCACACUCUAGCACUUGAGCUUGUUAAGGGUGGUAGCGUCAUCCAAAAUGUUUUGUUGCUAGACAGUGUUGGAGAUUUCACCGAAGAGCAACUGUUUGAAAUUUUGCAAAAUGGUGAACAAAGUUGCGUGGAGCUGACAAAAGAAUUGAGAAGAAUCAUAAGUGAUAAGAUCUCUGAAGACAUUGUACGAACACAUGUCGCUUGA